CUGGAUAAGUACCUGCCAAGCAUCCCCGAGGUGUCGGUGCAGCCGCGCCGCGACUCGGCCUCACAAAUCGACGAGUUCUUCGAGGGCGAGGUGGACCCCUCGACGGGCGGCUGGGUGGGGCGGCGGGGCGGCACCACCUACGUGUCGCCCGUCAGCCUGCGCGACGCCCACGAGGAGGACGUGUUCAUCAAGCCGGAGCCCAUCCCGGUGGACGCGUCCAAGUUCUCCAUGUGGGAGGACAUGGCGUCGUCCAUCCGCCACCUGGACCCCGAGUCGCCCGAGUCCACCGCCGGCCUCGUGCUGGCCGCCCAGCGCGCCUACGCGCCCACGGGCAUGCACCCGCACCACGCCGCCGCCCAGAUCAAGCUGGAGGAGCCCACGCUGACGCAGUGCCACUUGCCGGCAGAGCUGCCCAAGCUGCUGUCGACGCCGUCGCCGCCGCCGCCCCUCGCGCUGCCGCACAGCCGCCUCCCCGGCGCCACCACGCCCACGGCCGCGCACCCCGCCUUCAGGUUCCCCUCCGGCAGCCCCUUGGGGCCUCGGCUGUGCAUGCCGCCCACGCCGCCCGCGUCGGACCACGGCUCGCCCGCCGACCACCACUUCCGCCGCACGCCGCCGCCGCCCUACGUGGUGCCGGCGUCGUCGGCGCCCAGCCCGGGCGUGAGCGGGAACGCCGUCUGCACGACCAGUAUGGGCGGCGGGCGGAUCGUGGGCGGGCCGCCCGUCAUGGUAUCCACGCCGUCGCUGCCGUCCAGCCUCCUGACGGAAGGCACCGUCAAGUACUCGCGGAGGAACAACCCGGAGCUGGAGAAGCGCCGCAUCCACCACUGCGACUUCCCCGGUUGCACCAAAGUGUACACAAAGUCUUCACAUCUCAAGGCUCAUCAGCGAAUCCACACAGGCGAAAAGCCCUACCGCUGUCACUGGCCGGAAUGUCAAUGGCGGUUCGCGAGAUCGGACGAACUGACUCGACACUACCGGAAGCACACGGGAGCCAAGCCCUUCAAAUGCAAGGUGUGUGAGCGCUCCUUCGCCCGCUCCGACCACCUCGCACUCCACAUGAAGCGCCACAUGCCCAAGUCGCAGAAGCAGUGAGUCGAAGCCGGAGUCGGAGCUGGAGUGCGCCAAGUUUGACUUUGGCUUCGGCUUCGUCCGUUUCGUCGCCUGUGUGAAAAUGUUUGUUAUUAUUAUUGCUGUUAUUAUUAUUAUUAUCAUCAUCGUCAUUAUUAUUUGUCAUAAAUAAUAUUGCGUAUUUUGCAGUGAAAUGAAAGGUGAAUAUAAAUAUAUUACUACGAAUUAACCCUAACGUAUGACAAGUAAAGGAAAAAAAAUACAGAUACAAAUAUAAUUCGUAUAUAAAACCGUAUAUUUUUUCUCAAUAAAAUCGUAGCUAAGCUAUUGAUUUAACACUAUAAACGGCAGCCAAUCUUUCAUCCCAGAAAAAAAAUAUAUAUAAGAAGAAAAUUUAGAUGAUAAAUUUUUUACAAUAACAGUGAAUACCUCUACCUGUAAUUGGGCAUACAUAUAUAUUUUAUCCCCCCCCCCCCUUUUUUUAAUAAUUAAGUUAGUGUCAUCUGGCAGUUGAUAUGUCAGUGACGUCUUUUUUAAUUUUAUUUAAGUUUUGGUAUCCUUAGCCAUGUUUUUGUUUAGUUUUGUUCCUCGCAUAGCGUUCUUUUCCCCCUUAAGUACUGUUUUUGCCUUGUAGCUAGGCUCCUAUUCGCCCUCUGUACCGUACCAACGUCUUCAUAAAAUCUUUGUUUUAUAUAUAUACGUUACGUACUUUUGGACACUCAGUUGCUGUUCUUUUUAUUUAAUUUGUUUGUGAUUCUCUCUAUCUAUUAUUAUCUUCUUCCCGUCCCCCCUCUAUACUUACGUUCUACCCCCCCAUACCCCCUUUCAUUAUUUGACUAAAUCUUUAAUGUACGUUCCUGAUUUUAGAAUUUAAAUAUGCGUUGUCUUCUCGUUCUGUUUGUCCCCCUAAAUAUCUCGUUCGAUAUCUUACCGUAAAUCUUUUUCAAACGACUUAUUUUAAUACCAUUUAUAAAUAAUUUCCUAUUUCGUACCAUGAUUUUGUUUUUGAAUUCCCGUUUUCUUUCGUCUGCCAUGGUCUCAAAGACUAAUGUAAAAUGGCGCUCUUUUCUCCCCUCGUGCUUUGAGCAUAAUAACGUCCAUUUUGCUGAAAUAGUGUGUUCUAUGUGUGCCUUCGAGAGGAAAAGUGUUGUGGAAAAAUAAGAGAAAAUGACACUUUACCUUAGCUCAAAAUGAUUCAGUCCAGUUUUUAAAAUGGAAAGCGAAUUUUAUAUAAUGUUGUGUCGUGUUACGGUGUCUGUGUCAUACAAGAAGGAUAUAGGCGUGAGUUGGCCCUGUUCAUUGCUCUCGGGAAACUGUAUUGUCUUCCACGUUUCCUCAAUUUCUCUCUCUCUAACAAUAUACAUGCACACACAAACACUAUAGAAAUAAAUAUACAUAUAUUACAUACUAUAUAUUACAAAACUAAACACACACACACUUACCAUUCUAUGUACCUCUAUAUAUUAUUUUCCUCCCUUCCCUUCUCCUUCUCUUUACUCCUCCCCUCCCCCUCCCCCCUGUCCUUCGACCACGGCGCCCAUUACCCCAGAGCAUCGGCCUCUCCAACAUACGUCCCUUCGCUAAGUGCCAUUAUCUGUUGUAUUUAAUGUUAAAACUCCUAACGGAAAAGUCCCGUGCCAUAAUUGUGCCAUAUUGUGGAAAAAAAACAACAAACUAAAAUGAUACUGAAACGGAAAAAAAGAGAGAAACGUGUUUUUCUGACUGAAUAUAUUAUAUAUGUAUACAUGUGCGUAUUUUUUUUUUUUUUUCUGUUUGGUCUGUUGCUAAAACUAUUCUAAUAUGAAUCUUAUUUCACGUUACAACUGCAUUUCUUCUCUUCUUCUAUACGUGUUGUAAACGUAUAGGUUGUUCGUGAUAAA
This is a messenger RNA of Penaeus chinensis, 2951 nucleotides long. Its product is annotated as dendritic arbor reduction protein 1-like. The transcript has 3 exons. Gene Ontology annotation, biological process: regulation of transcription by RNA polymerase II. Gene Ontology annotation, molecular function: RNA polymerase II cis-regulatory region sequence-specific DNA binding; DNA-binding transcription factor activity, RNA polymerase II-specific. Bases 229 to 1095 code for a protein of 288 amino acids. The record is from RefSeq and is a predicted model, not a curated record. Lineage: Eukaryota; Metazoa; Arthropoda; Malacostraca; Decapoda; Penaeidae.